AUGAAGGACACUAUAGUUCUUUAUCCUGCUCUAGGUAGUGGACAUUUAAUGUCUAUGGUUGAAUUAGGCAAACUCAUAGUAACUCAACACCCUUCAUUUUCCAUCACAAUUCUAAUUCUUACACCACCCAACAAAAACACCAACAACAAAGACACCACUCUUUCUCCCCAAGAACACUACAUAGCAUCAGUUUCAGCCACAUUUCCUUCAAUCAGUUUUCAUUAUAUUCCUCCAAUUUCACUCCCUACAAAACUUCUAACACAUUUUAUUACCUUUGAAAUCGCUCCACAAAGCAACCAUCAUGUUGACAGCAUUCUUCAAUCCAUUUCCAAAACCACAAACCUCAAAGCUGUUAUCUUAGAUUUCUUCACCUAUAGUGCCUAUCAAAUAGCCACAAAACUUGAAAUCUCCACUUACUUUUACUACACUUCAGGUGCAAUUGCAUUAGCCACUUUCCUCUAUUUGCCAACACUUCACCAAAACGCUAAGAAACGUAUUCAGGAUCUUCACAUGCCACUUCGAAUUCCCGGUUUGCCAAAGAAUUUUACAACAGAUGAUUACCCAGAUGAAUUGGAUUCUGAGAGUGACGAAUUCAAGAUUUUGCUUGAAUCUGCAAAAACCAUGACAAAAAGUGUUGGAAUUAUUGUGAACACUUUUGAUGCUAUUGAAGGAAAAGCACUUGAAUCUUUAAAUAAAGGAUUGUUUGUUCCUAAUGGAACUACUCCCACAAUUUUCUCUAUUGGACCUCUGAUUACAUCUUCUUAUGGUGGAGAUGAAAAUGGGUGUCUGCGUUGGCUCGACUUGCAACCGAGUAAAAGUGUCGUGUUGUUAAGUUUUGGAAGCAUGGGGAGAUUUUCUAAGGCUCAAUUGAAAGAGAUAGCACUUGGUUUAGAAAAAAAAGGAUUUUUGGAGAGGACAAAGGAAAAUGGAAUGGUGGUAAGAAAUUGGGCUCCACAAGGUGCAAUAUUGAGUCAUGAUUCAAUUGGUGGGUUCGUGACUCACUGUGGAUGGAACUCGGUGUUGGAAGCAGUUUGUGAAGGUGUGCCUAUGGUGGCAUGGCCUUUGUAUGCUGAACAAAGUCUGAACAAAGUGAUUUUGGUUGAAGAAAUGAAGGUGGCUUUGGAACUGAACAAGUCAAAAGAUGGGUUUGUGAGUCGAAUUGAAUUAGGAGACCGCAUUAAGGAAUUGAUGGACUCAUAUAAAGGAAACGAGAUUAGACAAAUGGUUUUCAAGACGAAAAUAAGUUCUAAGGAAGCAAGAGAUCAAAAUGGAAGUUCAUUUGUUGAUUUAACCAAGUUGAUUCAAUUGUUCAAGCAAAAAGAAACAACAUCAUCUAGUUGA
Vicia faba (fava bean) is the source of this 1341-nucleotide messenger RNA. The record is from the annotation of a GenBank genome assembly. NCBI's taxonomy places the organism in Eukaryota, Viridiplantae, Streptophyta, Magnoliopsida, Fabales, Fabaceae.